GUGCAUUUAGCGAUUCACGUUCGCUGCUCUCGGUCUGUGAUGAUCAAAACAGUCCAUCCCAUCGACUACUCUCUACAGCCGCGACGUAUGACCAAGAAUACUUGUUAAAGGUGCUUGAUAUACUUAAUUCAGUUGGGCGUUCGGGAUGGCCCUAAACAAGAACCACUCGGAGUCUGGCGGCGUCAUCAUUAAUAACAGCGAAAGUGUGUUGAUGAGCUAUGAGAAUGUGGAGUUGGCUUUCUGUGAAGCAGACCGUCUCCCUGACGCUUUCAAGAAGACCAGGAAGGGGAGCAUCUAUCUGACCCCAUACAGAGUGAUCUUCGUAGCCAAGGUUCUCAAGGAGCCCCUGAUCUCAUUCAUGAUGCCGUUCUACCUGACCAAGUCCUGUGAAGUCAAGCAGCCGGUGCUGGGAGCAAACUACAUCAAGGGGACAGUCACCGCAGAACCAGGAGGAGGUUGGGAGGGCACGGCUACCUUCAAGCUGGUUUUCAACCAGGGAGGAGCCAUCGAGUUUGGACAACACAUGCUGCACGUAGCCUCACAAGCCUCCAAGGGCCAGCCCGUCCUGGGUAACUAUGGAAACUGCCCCUAUAUGGCGGCCAAUGGGGCAUGUGCCCCCAUGUACCCCCCUCCCUCGACCAAUGGGAUGUACGCAGCAGGGCCCCCGCCAGGAUACAGCUACCCUGCAGGUGGGUUUUACCCCAGCCCCCCUGCAUUCGAAGGCGGCCCUGCGGCCUACAUGCCCCCUCCCCCCUACUCCGCACCCCUCAGCCAGUCGCCUCAAGACCUCGACCUGCCCAAAACUUCCGCAGCUGAGGCUAAGGCAGCUGAGGCAGCCGCUAGUGCUACGUCUGUGUCUCCGUCUCAUGCUCGCGUCUACUUGCCAGAGGACAAGCCUCCGCCAUAUUCCCCACCGGAUGACAAGAAGAACCAGUAGAGGAGGAACCUUCUUCUCUCUCUCUCUCUCUCUCUCUCUCUCUCUCUCUCUCUCUCAGCACCUUUCUCCCUCCCUCCAUCUCUCUCUGCCAGCACCUCCAUCCCUCCUUUUCUGCCUCUCUCUCCUCCCGCAAUUCCUGCCUGCCUGCAUCUCCUUGGGCUGCUGAGUCAGCUCUCCCUCCUCCUCCUCUUCUUCUCUCUCUCUCUCUACUCCUCCUCCUCUGUCAUUUCUUGGCUUUCUGUUUGCACUCAUUCCUCCUGCAGGCUUCUCUCUGUCUCUGUAAGCAUGACUGGUGGCACUCUGCUAGUUUAGAAUGUCGGAGGCCGGAAUGUUUCCGCUCUGCUGUUGCUGUAGCAACCACUGUCACCAGAGAGAGAGAGAGCGUAGAGUACAGUAGAGUGCCGUCCGGGCACUACCAUGUCUGACUGGCAGGAAUGACCGACUGGUAGUGUCAGGGCCUGCCCUACGGCUUGCCCUCCGCAUUAAUGAGGAAACAUAAUAAUGUAUCCGUUUACACAUCAAUGUGGACGCAGAUCGUUUUAACCUCGGAUACGUGUAUUAAUGUUUUAUCCGGCUUAAUGUGGACAUGGCCCUAGUCCUAGCCUAUUGUACUACAUGUAUGUCAUUCUCAUCUCCUUAUUACAUGUCUUCAUUUAACCUUAACCUCCUUUCUAUUGCAUCGUUUUCUCUUGCCGCAUUCAGUAAUGGACUUUUUGUGUGUGACCAUAAUUUAACUUAAAGUAGUAUAUAAUUUCAUUUUUGUUUUGUUUUAAUCUUAACUUAUUUGUAUCGAAAAACCAAAACUAACCUGGAGUGACACUAAUGAUUCCAGCUAAGUCAGUGUUUAUUUGAUGAUGUGUGUGUUGCUUGUGGCUUGCCUUUUGUUUGUUGUUUUGUAUGUUAUUAUUAGAGGUAUAAAGAAGUAUUGUGAGGGCCAGUUGCAAAGGGACCAAUGCACUACAUAGAGCGAAAUGACUAUAUGUAACAGGAGGCCAGUAUUGGCAGCAGACUGCAUUAGAAGUGUGUGUGUGUGUGUGUGUGUGUGUGUGUGUGUGUGUGUGUG
Molecule: messenger RNA, 2000 nt
Organism: Engraulis encrasicolus (European anchovy)
Lineage: Eukaryota; Metazoa; Chordata; Actinopteri; Clupeiformes; Engraulidae
Gene: wbp2
Product: WW domain binding protein 2
Exons: 8
Coding region: 146-937 (263 amino acids)
Biological process (GO): positive regulation of DNA-templated transcription
Cellular component (GO): nucleus
Molecular function (GO): transcription coactivator activity; chromatin DNA binding
Source: RefSeq, a predicted model, not a curated record